AUGACACCAAAAGAAAGAGGGACUGUAUUUGUUUCAGGUGCUACUGGAUUUAUCGCUCUUCAUAUCAUCAAUAAUCUAUUACAACAAGGUUAUAAAGUAAUUGGAUCCGCCAGAUCUCAAGAAAAAGUGGAUCAUUUAUUGGAAUUGUUUAACAAUAAUCCAUCUCUUUCACUGGAAAUUGUACCAAAUAUCGAUAACCCAGAGGCAUUUGAUGACGUAUUCAAGAAAUAUGGUAAUGAAAUUAAAGUAGUGUUACACGCUGCUUCACCAAUACCACGUCCAAGCACCGAUUAUGAAAAGGAAUACUUGAUCCCUGCUGUGGAAGGUGUAAAAUCAAUCUUAAAUGCGGUCAAGAAAUAUGCUGCAAAUUCAGUGGAAAGAGUAAUAUUGACAUCCUCAGCUGCUGCUGCUCAGAACUCGACAGAUGUUGUGAGUGAAGAAUCCUGGAAUGAUGCUACUUGGAAAGGUUGCCAAACUGAUUCAUGGAAUGCUUAUGCGGGUUCUAAGACCUUUGCUGAAAGGGCUGCCUGGGAAUUCAUGGAGGAAAAUAAGAAUGUUAUUAAAUUUACAUUGACCACUGUUAACCCUGUUUAUACGUUGGGUCCGCAGGCAUUCUCUGAUAAGAAAUUUGCAUCUACUUCCGCUUAUAUCGAACAAAUUAUCAGUUCUACUGAAGAUAAUAUCACACCAAAAAUAGCAUUUUGGUUUGUCGAUGUUAGGGAUGUUGCUAAGGCUCAUAUCUUGGCAUUCCAAAAUGACAAUUUGGUUGGGAAAAGAUUGCUUCUUGCCGCAGAUACUUUUUCUUAUCAGGAUGUUUUGAAUAUUGCUAAUGAAGAUUUUAAAGAACUGAAUGGUAAGAUUCCAAUUGGAGAACCUGAAAAGGCCGACGCUUUAACUAAGGAAAACAAAGGUUUGUUAGAUAACCAUAAGACUAAAGAACUGUUAGGUUUCGAAUUCAUUGGUUUAAGACAGUGUGUCGAUGAUAGUAUCAAACAAAUCUUAGAAGUUAAGCACUAG
This is a messenger RNA of Naumovozyma dairenensis CBS 421, 1017 nucleotides long. Its product is annotated as SDR family oxidoreductase. Gene Ontology annotation, molecular function: oxidoreductase activity, acting on the CH-OH group of donors, NAD or NADP as acceptor. The coding region runs from base 1 to 1017 and encodes 338 amino acids. Lineage: Eukaryota; Fungi; Ascomycota; Saccharomycetes; Saccharomycetales; Saccharomycetaceae. The transcript has a single exon. The record is from RefSeq and is a predicted model, not a curated record.